AUGUCGACUAUUAUGAGAACGCUGCGCAACUUGCGCUCAAUUGGCCUCAAGGAAUAUGGCCACCAGAUGCAGUACAUGGGUACGAUGUGCAACGAUCUCGACAUCUCGCGACCGAAACUGAAGGAUGUCAAGAACAAGUACCAGCCAUGGACCCCAGUCGCUGCUCCUAGAAACUAA
Messenger RNA from Aureobasidium uvarum, 177 nucleotides. The record is from the annotation of a GenBank genome assembly. NCBI's taxonomy places the organism in Eukaryota, Fungi, Ascomycota, Dothideomycetes, Dothideales, Saccotheciaceae.